This is a messenger RNA of Solanum dulcamara, 2337 nucleotides long. RefSeq lists its product as uncharacterized. The record is from RefSeq and is a predicted model, not a curated record. NCBI's taxonomy places the organism in Eukaryota, Viridiplantae, Streptophyta, Magnoliopsida, Solanales, Solanaceae. The coding region runs from base 1 to 2337 and encodes 778 amino acids. The transcript has 5 exons.
AUGGCUGAAUUCUUUCACCGUAUGGCUGAAACGAUCCAUGACCCCAAUGGGUUAAACUUUGAAAAAAUGAGGAAAAUGGGUGGAGUGGAAUUUGAAGGCACUGUUGAUCCCAUAGAUGCUGAACAAUGGCUUCAGCGUAUAGAGCGAGUGUUUGAGCAGUUAGAGUGUUCUGAUGUUGCCAAAUUUAGACUCUCUCAUUAUGCUGGAGGCAUUAUUACCGAUGAAAAAGAUAAAUGCAGGAGGUUUGAAGAUGGCCUAAACGAUUCCAUCAGAAAGAAUGUGGCAAUCCUGCAACAUGAGAACUUUUGUAAAUUAGUUUCUACGGCUUUCACUUGGGAAAGACUUGAUAAGGAAGAAGCUAAUCGACAUGAGAAUAGAUUCCGAAAGCCUAGGUUAGAUUUUGGAGGUCCAUCCAAGAAGAGAAGGUUUGAUGAUUCUAAGGCUGGUAGUGUCAACAGGUCAGAUCAACAGAAGCAAAGCAGACUAAAUUUUGUUACAGCUAGUACCCCGAGUUAUAGCCAAGGCAAGACUUGCAUUCCCACUUGUUCAGAAUGUGGAAAGAAUCACUAUGGUGCUUGCAAGAGAGCUUCUGGUGUAUGUUUUAAUUGUGGCAGCUUUGAUCAAAAAGUGAGGGACUGUCCUAAGCCUAAAAAUGUCCCUUCCUUGCAUACUGAGGGCUCGGUUCAGAAGUCUUCUAAUAAUCCUCCUCAAACCAAUAGAGGUGCAAGGCCUAAAAACAACCAAGCAGCGGGGACAAGUGGAGCAACUCAACCUAGCGGGUCCAUAGCUACUGCACGAGCUUAUGCUAUGAGGCAGAGAGAUGAUCAAGAGGGACAGGACGUGGUUGUUGGUAAAUUUCACUUAUAUGGCUUAUCUGUGUUUACACUAUUUGAUCCUGGCUCUACACAUUCCUAUAUUUGUUCAUCAUUUGUUCUUCCUGAAAAUGUGAAAUCUGUGAGACUUAACUUUGACGUUCUAGUUGAAUGUCCUUUGGGUUACCAAGUUGUUUGUAAUCGAGUUUACCAAGCUUGUCCCUUCAUGAUUCAAAACCUGGUCUUUCCUACUGAUUUGAUUAAAAUGCCUUUCCACGAUUUUGAUAUUAUUAUCAGUAUGGAUUGGCUUUAUAAAUAUCAUGCAGUAGUGGAUUGUAGGUCCAAGCAUGUGACUUUUAAGGACCCUGCAUUUUCACACAUUAUUGUACAAGGUGAAAGAUCAUUGUCAUCUAAUAUUAUUUCUGCGGCCUUAGCAAGAAAGAUGAUUCGUCAAGGUUGUAGUGCAUAUCUUGCUCACAUAAUUGAUACACGUGUGGAGAGUCCUAGUCUUAAAGAUAUACCUACUGUGUGUGACUUUCCGGAAGUGUUUCCAGAAAAUCUUCCUAGGUUAACACCAGAAAGAGAAGUUGAAUUUCCGAUCGAGCUCAUUCUUGGAUCUACUCCUAUUUCUAUCACUCCUCAUAGAAUGGCACCAGCAGAAUUAAGGGAAUUGAAAACUCAAUUGAAAGAACUUCUUGAGAAAGUGAUGCCAUUCGGAUUGACUAAUGCUCCUGCAAUAUUCAUGGAUUUAAUGAAUCGAAUAUUUAGGCCUUACAUUGAUCAAUUUGUGGUAGUCUUUAUAGAUGAUAUUUUAAUAUAUUCCAAGAGUAAAGAAGAGCAUGAUAAACAUCUCCGGAUUGUUUUACAAGCUUUGAAGGAGAAGGAACUUUAUGCUAAGCUUUCAAAGUGUGAAUUUUGGCUUAAUGAAGUGGCUUUUCUGGGACAUGUUGUGUCAACCGAAGGUGUGAAGGUGGAUCCUAGUAAAAUUGAAACAUUUGUAGAAUGGAAAACUCCUAAAAGUCCUACUGAGAAAGAUCUGAACUUAAGAAAACACAGAUGGCUUGAACUCAUCAAAGAUUAUGACUGCACGAUUGACUAUCACCCAGGUAAAGCUAAUGUGGUUGCAGACGCCUUGAGUUGCAAAUCCUUUGCAAGCUUGCAUAUGAAUCCUUUUCCUUUGCUUCUGGAGUUAAGAGCCAUGUAUGUCUAUUUUACACUUGAUUCAUAUGGUUCGGUGGUUGCUAAUUUGCAAGUCAAGCCAACAUUGCGUGAACAGGUGAAAGAAGCGCAAAAAAGAUAUCGCUCAGAUCUAUCUCAUGUUCUUCCUGUCAAAUCAAUUGAGGUAAGUCCUGAUGUGACAUAUAAUGAAGGACCUAUCCAAAUCUUGGCACAUGAGACAAAAGAGCUUAGAAACAAGAAAGUUCCUUUAGUAAAAGUCCUUUGGAGAAAUCAUUCUGGCAAUGAAGCAACUUGGGAGCGAGAGGAGGACAUGCGAAUUCAAUAUCCCCAUUUGUUUCGGGACUAG